CCCCAUUCUGCCAAAAUUACCAAAGCCCGUAAGAAUAACCUGCGAAAAUCAUUCCAGGUAUGUUUCCAAACAUGAAUCAAAUUCUAAGUCGGUUAACUAAAAAAAAGAAUUUAGUAUUGGACUUCAAUUCUAUCGCACUAAUUGGAUCCCAAAUCUUCGGCUUAACAUCUAUAAAUAUCAGUCGAUAUUUCUUUUUCCGCAUAUGCGAAACAGUGAUUGCACGGCGACUUUCUUCUUCCCCGUCUAAGAGCUUGGCUAGAACUCAACAGCACAAAAUGGUGUUUUUAAAGGAUAUAAAGCAUGAAGGUCAGAAACUUCUCUCCAUAUCAACGGGCAAUACUAAUGGCCAUGAGAUUCAUCUGGAGAUUUGCAAAUCCUUUGCUCGUGGUAUUUGCCCUGCGAUUGUUGUGUCAUACCGCGUUGCUAACUGGACUCCCGAGUGCGAGUAUCAAGAUCAAACUCUGCGAACUUU
This is a messenger RNA of Cuscuta epithymum, 472 nucleotides long. NCBI's taxonomy places the organism in Eukaryota, Viridiplantae, Streptophyta, Magnoliopsida, Solanales, Convolvulaceae. The record is from the annotation of a GenBank genome assembly.